Molecule: messenger RNA, 3272 nt
Organism: Clupea harengus (Atlantic herring)
Lineage: Eukaryota; Metazoa; Chordata; Actinopteri; Clupeiformes; Clupeidae
Gene: golph3b
Product: golgi phosphoprotein 3b
Biological process (GO): Golgi organization; Golgi vesicle budding; retrograde vesicle-mediated transport, Golgi to endoplasmic reticulum
Cellular component (GO): Golgi cisterna; trans-Golgi network; cytosol
Molecular function (GO): phosphatidylinositol-4-phosphate binding
Source: RefSeq, a predicted model, not a curated record
UGUCGUCAUCAUUCUCCGCCAUAUUGUUAGAGGAAAUUGAGGAGGAAAGUGCCUGGAAGGCAGUAGUUCUCGAAUGCCUGACUAUCCACGUCAACAAGGACUUUUCGAUGUCUUAGGUUUCUAAUUCAUUGUCAUAUCUAUGCAUAUGCUGUUCUGAAGGUGAUUUAGUGGUGUAGUUGCUGUUGUGGCCUAUCCAUAGAUCAUGACUUCCUUAACACAGAGAAGCUCUGGCCUUGUGCAAAGACGGACCGAGGCCUCGCGAAAUGCAGCCGCCGAUAAGGACCGCGAAUCUGGGGAAGACGACGAGUCUCGCCGUGAAGAGGAAGAGGACGAGGACCAGGGAGAUUCCAAAGAAACCCGGCUGACAUUGAUGGAAGAAGUUUUGCUUUUGGGAUUGAAGGACCGAGAGGGCUACACAUCAUUCUGGAAUGACUGCAUUUCAUCUGGGCUUCGCGGGUGUAUGCUAAUAGAGCUGGCUUUGAGAGGACGGUUACAUCUGGAGCCAUGUGGCAUUAGGAGGAAAAGCCUGCUGGCAAGAAAGGUCAUCUGUAAGUCCGAUGCACCUACGGGGGAUAUGUUGCUGGACGAGGCCCUCAAACACAUCAAAGAGACUCAGCCUCCCGAGACGGUCCAGAGUUGGAUCGAGCUGCUGAGUGGGGAGACGUGGAACCCAUUAAAGCUGCACUUCCAGUUGCGGAACGUGCGUGAGCGCCUGGCCAAGAACCUGGUGGAGAAGGGCGUGCUGACCACUGAGAAGCAGAACUUCCUGCUGUUCGACAUGACCACGCACCCGCUCACCAACAGCCCCAUCAAGCUGCGGCUGGUGCGCAAGGUGCAGGAGUCGGUGCUCGACCGCUGGGUGAACGAGCCGCAGCGCAUGGACAAGCGGUCGCUGGCGCUCAUCUUCCUUGCCCACUCGUCCGACGUGCUGGAGAACGCCUUCGCGCCCCUUCUGGACGAGCAGUACGACCUGGCCAUGAAGAGGGUGCGGCUGCUGCUGGACCUUGACCCCGAGGGCGAAGCCGCGAAGUCGGGGGCCAACGAGCUGCUUUGGUCCGUCGUGGCCGCCUUCACCAAAUGAGUCGUGGGAAGAAAGACGGGGGGGUUUAGAGAAAAUGGUUGACAAUUUUUAGCUUGCUCACGGAGGCAGACUUGGAGACACAGAAGGCUGUUGGCCUUGGAGCCUGCUCUUGUAGCUCCCAUGUGUGGACCCCUGUGAGAAAGGUGGUGGAAAUGCUUAGAAUGUUAAUUAAGAUAAUAAUUAUGAUGACAUUGACGAUCGGGGGAGACUUUUUUUUUUUUUUUUUUUUUCUUCUUUUUCCUUUUCUUUAGAUCAACCUGUUUCUGACCUUUUCUUGGCCACAAAACAAAUGCAGUUGACUGUGAGGAUUCAUGUAAUUGGAGCACUUGUGUGAUUCUACCUGGUUUCCCUUUAACACUUGAGUAGGAGUGCGACUCGGGAGGGGAAACGUGGAAUCUUCUUUCAGUGUGUGCGUUGUCUAGGCUCCUCCUUCGUCAGGAAGAGAAAAACAACAGUGCUGCUGAGCGUCUCCCAGGCGAUGAUGAAUCAGACCUAAACUCAAGCCUACUUGACACUCAAAGCUCCAUUUCUGUCAUGUGUGUCUGAACCUGAGGACUAAGGAAAAUGCCUUUGGGCUCUCAGCCAGGGUGAUCAUUGACCCCUGCUUUCCAAUUACGCUAAUGAACACUAACAUCUGCCACCCACUAUACUCAUCCAAUUGAAACUCACUUUUAACCAGUGGUAAAGCGGUAGGAAGGGACCGUUUUCUAAGUUAUGGAUAUCAAAUCGAUGAAGGGAAACCAGAAUAGCUGUGGCGUGUUUGGCUGCCAGUUUCUGCAUGCCUGUGCUGCUGGCAUCAACGGUCCGCCACAUUGUGUGUGUGUACGCACGGUGUCACAGUUUCAUGUGAAAGACAUUCCCCUUUACAGGCCCCAGAAGAUAAGACGGCUUCCAGACUUGAUUGGGCAUGAAUGUAGGUCUGUUUAGUGGUUAUAAGUGGACUGUGAUCCCCCCCAUUAGGUUAUGUGACAAAUGGGAACUGUAAGAGUAGGAUGACCGUUCAGCAUAAAAGCAUCAUGCUGUGCAGGUUUGUGAAGUAUCAUUUACAAACGCUGGUGUCGGUGAUAAUGUGAUAUGUGGAUGAGAAUGUUUAUGUGUAGGGUGUUUGUAUGCACAGGUGUAAUAUGUAGCUUGAUCUACGUAAUCUCAUAGUGUAUUACUCUAGGAUCUGCCCUGUUCCAACUCACUGUUUGGGCAGACAUUGUUGUAAGCUUGAAAAACAGGGCUUAUACAUUGUUUUUUUUUCAAUGCCAGUUAACAACCUUUUUGGGUUUGUAAAGUAUUUUGGCAAAGACAGAAAUCUUAAAGACGUUUGCCAUCUAUUGUCAUACACCUGAACGAAGUCAGCUAAUAGCCGUUACCAAACCUUAUGCCCAGUCUACCCAGCAGUUCUAUUGUUUGUGUUGGCCCUGUGGUCUGCUGGUGCAGACAAACAACUCUUUGACCUCAAUCUCUCAUAGAGAUUGGUCCAUGCCCCUUAUGCUCUCCCCGGAACCUUCCUCGCCUUGCUUUCAGAUACGUCUACACAUUUGUUAAGCAAGUGGAGCUUGCCUUUUUGGGGGACUAGCUAAUUGCUUUCCUUACAAUAAGCAAACUCACUCAGGUGCUGCUGAGAUGAUUUUGGACAGGUACUACUCGGAAGUUAUACUGUUGUCCCAGGACAGCUGGUGGAGACACUCACCCUUGUACACUAACGCCUCAUGAGGCCUCGCUAAACAAGAACGGCACGCCUAACUUUGCUGGAACGAGAGGCAUUUUUAGUUUGGCAUUUUUUUUAAAUAAUUUCACCACCUCCGUAUUUUUCAUAUUAAACCAUUUGUUUUUCUACUUGUCAACGCUUUUAUGACAUUAAUUCCCUUGUACAUUUUUGUUUUUAAUGAAGUGUCUCUUCCUCUUUUUGGUUUUUCCUGCUUCUCUUUGUCUUUGGACAUCUUUUUUGGCUAAUCGGUUCCCUCUUCGGUGGUUGUGUUGUGUGAGCGAGUAGACGAAGUUUGAUUGAGAGAAAGGGGUGGGGUGCACUGCUUGUUUUCUUUAAGGUGAGCAGGGAUCAGAUCUGUAGAUGUAUCGUUGUACUCCGAUGUACUCAAACAUGUCGUAUGUAAAUGUAUUUCCGAGACUACAUGAAAGGGAUCCUGAUUUGUACACUUGCUUUUUACCACAUAAUAAAAGAAGAUCUUUUAAGUGCCUGAAA